This is a messenger RNA of Fundulus heteroclitus (mummichog), 7344 nucleotides long. RefSeq names its product mediator complex subunit 13a (gene med13a). The transcript is spliced from 30 exons. The record is from RefSeq and is a predicted model, not a curated record. Lineage: Eukaryota; Metazoa; Chordata; Actinopteri; Cyprinodontiformes; Fundulidae. Gene Ontology annotation, molecular function: transcription coregulator activity. The coding region runs from base 34 to 6522 and encodes 2162 amino acids. Gene Ontology annotation, cellular component: mediator complex. Gene Ontology annotation, biological process: regulation of transcription by RNA polymerase II.
ACGAUGGAGAGUUGGGUCUCGCAGUGAGGAAGGAUGAGUUCUUGUUUCGUGCCGAACGGGGCCAGCUUGGAGGAUUGCCAUUCCAAUCUAUUCUGUCUGGCUGACUUGACGGGGAUCAAAUGGAAGAAGUUCGUGUGGCAGGGUCCCACCUCCGCUCCCAUCCUCUUCCCGGUGACGGAGGAGGACCCCAUCCUGUGCAGCUUCAGCCGCUGCCUUAAGGCGGACGUGCUGAGCGUGUGGCGGCGCAGCCAGCGGCAGGGCUGGAGGGAGCUCUGGCUCUUCUGGUGGGGAGACGACCCGAACUUCGCCGAUCUGAUUCACCACGAGCUCGCAGCCGAGGACGACGAUCCGUCGGAGAACGGCCUCUCCUACGAGUGUCGCACCCUGCUGUUCAAAGCCAUCCACAACUUGCUGGAGCGCUGCCUCAUGAACCGCAGCUUCGUGCGCAUCGGCAAGUGGUUCGUCAAACCCUACGAGAAGCACGAGAAGCCCAUCAACAAGAGCGAGCACUUGUCCUGCGCCUUCACCUUCUUCCUGCACGGCGAGAGCAACGUGUGCACCAGCGUGGAGAUCAACCAGCACCAGCCCAUCUACCAUCUCACCGAGGAGCACCUAGCUCAGGCCCAGCAGGCGUCCAGUCCAUUUCAAGUCAUCCUGAGUCCAUUUGGCCUGAAGGGAACGCUGACCGGCCAGUCGUUUAAGAUGUCAGACCCCCCCACGCAGAAGCUGAUCGAGGAGUGGAACCAGUUUUAUCCCAUCAGUCGCAGUAACAAGGAGGGUGCGUCAGAGGACAAGCCUGAGGACAUGGACUGGGAGGAUGAUUCUCUGGCCUCUGUAGAGGUCCUUGUUGGCGGGGUGCAUAUGGUCUACCCAGCCUGCCUGGUGCUGGUACCCCAGUCAGAUAUCCCCGUCUUGGCCCCUGUGGGGUCGUCUCACUGCACUGCCGUCUACCCGGGUGGUCACCAAGUGCCUGCUUCCCAGCGAGAGCCUGCCAUGUCAUUGGUGACCCUCACCCCUCCCACAUCCCCCGAGGAGGCUCACACAGUGGACUCUCAUUCGGCCCAGAAGUGGGUUAAGAUGCCAUCGUCAUCUGACGCAUUCAGCGUGGACAGAACCAGUCACCACGGAGGAAAGAUUCCACGCAGGCUGGCCAGUCAGGUGGUGGAGCGAGUCUGGCAAGAGUGCAAUAUCAACAGAGCGCAGAACAAACGGAAGUUUCCAGCUGUGCCCAACGGUACGUGUGAGGAAGAGGUGGUGGACAAAGUUGGAGCCUGGGAUUUUGUGGUGCCUUCCCAGAGGUCCUACUGCAGCUGUUCCAGACACAAAUCAGGAAAGCAGCGAACAGGCAGCACUCCAGGCCAAACGCAGUCAACGGGUCAGCCCUCUCAGCCUUCCACCAAGCACAAAACCGGAGGGGAGAAGCCAGAGAAGGGUGACAAGCAGCAGAAGAGGCCCCAAACGCCAUUCCAUCACCGCAGCUUGACCAGCGACGAAACGUCCAUAGAGACUGAAGCAACAGUAGGCCAGAGGCUGGCCAUGAGGGGUCAGGACGGCGGACGAUUUCGAUCUUCGGAUGUAGUUACUGCCCUCUCAAAAGCCCCCCAGCUCCACGGUGGAGCAAUCGGCACCGGGCCCUCAGAACAGUCCAACUCCCCCCCACCCCCACCACUUAGCCCCCACCCCUGCGAGCACGGCGAGGAGUCAGGGGAGGGCAUAAAGAACCCUUCAACCCCCAACAGCCAACACUUUUACCAGCUACCCCCAGAGCCCUGCCUGGCUGGGGCGAAGGGUGGCGGCGAGGAGCCCGGUGGUCCUGAGAGCAUCAAUCAGCACUUUCACUCCCAUAACCCCCACUCUCACCCAGGAACCUCUGCCUUCUCUGAGCCUCCCGAGCCCACCGUGUACACGGGCUCGGCAUUCAACCUGGAGGACGACGGCUCCCACACACCAUGGAGGUUAUUCAACCUGCCCCGCAGGAAGGAGGCCGAGCUGCCCACGCCGCUGCUGCCUGGAGACAAGCUGAGGGACGAGGCUGCUGCAUCACAGGACCUGGUGUCUGUUACAGAAGUGAUGUCCACAUCUAAAAUGCCCCUGAAGGUGUCUGAGGACCGCCUGCAGAUGUAUAGAGCCAGGAGAAACCAGUACUUAUCUGCUGCUGUAACAGACGGGGAUCACGAGCCCGAGGUGGACCCCUACGCCUUCGAGGAAGGGGACGUCAAGUUCACAUUCUCCUCUAAGAAGGACAAAGGAGGAGGAGAGCGGGAGCCCGGCAAGAAACACAAGGGUGAAGAUGGAGGAGCCGGUCAAACAGAUGAUGCACAACGCGCGGCUGCUCACAAUCGCAUGGCCUCCACCAGCCUGAUGCACGUGACGGACCUGGUGGUUUCCUUCAACGACCUCGACAACCUUUUCAACUCGGAUGAGGACGAUCUGACGCCCGGUACCAGACGACCUGUGAACGGAACAGAUGAGAAAUUUGGCAACAAAGAUCCAAAGCCAUCCUCGCUGGACGCCGUGUCUUGCAUUAGUUCAGCAGACCUGCACCAGAUGUUUCCCACGCCUCCCUCGCUCGAGCAGCACAUUAUGGGUUACUCGCCCAUGAACAUGUGCAACAAGGAGUACAGCAUCAUGGAGACCAACCCAGGCAUGACCAUGCUGGAUGGCACCCCCACCCUGGGAGGCCACUUCAAGAUUGAGGUGGAGGAGAGCUUCUGCAGCCCCAAACCUUCUGAGAUCAAGGACUAUUCAUUCGUGUACAAGCCAGAGCUAUGUCAGGCAUUUGUAGGCUGCUCCAUGUUCGCCCCCCUGAAGACGUUGCCCAGCCAGUGUCUCCCACCGCUCAAAGUACCGGAGGACUGCGUCUACCGGACAAGCUGGACCAUGGGCAGGGAGAUGCUCAAUCCUGUGCCUGCGCUGGGCUUCCUAAACAAAGACGGUAAUAUUCCCAGUGUGGGCAGUGCCAUGGACCAGGACUACACCCAGACCUACACCCCCCAGACCCACACUCCCUUCAUGUCCAACAGCGCUCCCCCCAGUAACAGCGGCACUAGCAUCCUGCCUUCCCCCGCCACACCACGUUUCUCGGCUCCCACCCCACGUACACCUCGGACCCCACGCACGCCCCGGGGCCCCUCCAGCGUCCAGGGCUCUGUAAAGUAUGAGAACUCGGACCUGUACUCUCCAGCGUCUACUCCUUCUACAUGCCGACCUCUGAACUCGGUGGAGCCGGCCACGGUCCCCUCCAUCCCUGAAGCCCACAGCCUCUACGUCACGCUAAUCCUCUCGGAGUCGGUCAUGAACCUCUUCAAGGACUGCAACUUCGACAGCUGCUGCAUCUGCGUGUGCAACAUGAACAUCAAAGGAGCCGACGCGGGGGUAUACCUGAGCGGCGCUGAUGGUGAAGAUCAAGACCCCUGCAGCUGCGGCUUCAGCGCCGUUGUGAACCGGCGGUACGGAAACGGCUCCGGCCUCUUCCUGGAAGACGAGCUGGACAUCAUCGGCCGGGGUUCGGACAUCAGCAAGGAGGCAGAAAAGAGCUUCGAGGAGCUGCGGCUCUCCUCGUUGGAGAGGACGGGGGUUGGACGAGGGGACCGCGUUCCAGAUGAGCUUAUUGUGCUCCUGCAGGACCAGUGCACAAACCCAUUUUCGCCCAUUUCAGUCAUGGAGCAUGAGGCAGCAACGAGGGGGCCGAGCGGGGCCCCUGUGCCGCCCUGUGUACGGGUGGAGGAGAGAGACUACCGUAGUGACUGCUACAUGGCUCUGGAACACGGCAGGCAGUUCAUGGACAACAUGUCAGGCGGCAAAGUGGACGAGGCGCUGGUGAAGAGCACCUGCCUGCACCACUGGGCCAAACAAAAUGCAGUGGACGUGAGUUCCCUUUGCUCUCAGGAUGUGCUGCGGGUGCUGAUGUCGCUCCAGCCUGUUCUUCAGGACGCCAUUCAGAAGAAGAGGACGGUUCGGUCGUGGGGGGUUCAGGGCCCCCUCACCUGGCAGCAGUUCCACAAGAUGGCUGGACGAGGCUCCUAUGGCACAGAUGAGUCUCCAGAGCCUCUGCCCAUCCCCACCUUCCUGGUGGGUUAUGAGUAUGACUUUGUGGUGCUGUCUCCGUUUGGUUUGCCAUACUGGGAGAAGCUUCUGCUGGACCCUUACGGCUCUCAGCGGGACAUCGGGUACCUGGUAGUUUGUCCCGACAGCGAAGCCAUGCUCAGCGGCGCCAAAAGCUUCUUCCGAGACCUCACAGCUGUUUACGAGUCCUGUCGCCUGGGCCAGCACCGACCUAUUUCAAGGAGUUACCCUGACGGCAUUGUAGUUGUUGGCGGCAGCGGAGCCAAAAGUGUUAUGGAUCAGCCCGUCAGCGACUGGUUCCUUAAGGCUGCCAGCAGCAACAGCGACGCCUUCACCAAGCUCAAGCUCUAUGCACAAGUGUGCCGACACAACCUCGCUCCUUACCUCGCUUCACAAACAUUAGACAGCUCACUCCUCACGCAGCCUAGUGCCUCUUCUUCAUCCAGCCAGACAUCACCCACUCAACAACCUAGCUCCACCUCCAACACAGCCAGCCAGAUGGGCUCCUCCGUUCCCAACAACAGCAGCAGCAGCACCAACACCAACGGAAACGGCUCUGGAAACGCCUCCGCGUCAUCCAACGGCCUUGCAGCAUCCUCGGGCCAGCCUGGCAGCACAAUGCCGUCUGGCAAGCCAAGCUCUUUCCCACCGUUUGGAAACAUGAACAGCCAGGGUUCCCAGAGUGGACAGCUGGGACAGCAGGCUGGCACCCAGAAUGCUCCCACCUCAGGGGACAACUCCAGCAGCCAGUUCCAGGGGCCCACAGAACCCCCUGAAAGCACUUUGGAGCGGGAGAAAAUAGGCGUGCCUACAGACGGGGAGUCCCAUGCUGUAACCUAUCCUCCUGCCAUCGUCGUUUACAUCGUGGAUCCCUUUAGCUACGAGGAGGCCGACGGAGGCUCGGGACCAGUGCCUACCCAUUCCAGCGUGUGGACGCUGGGUUUGCUCCGCUGCUACCUAGAGAUGCUGCAGUUUCUGCCUCCACACAUUCGCAACUCUAUUUCCGUACAGAUUGUCCCCUGUCAGUAUUUACUCCAGCAAGUCAGAGGAGAAGACCGUCAUAUCUACGCCCAGCACCUCAAAUCUCUGGCCUUCUCCGUCUUUGCUCAGUGCAGACGGCCUCUGCCCACCUCCACCAACGUCAAGUCACUGACCGGCUUCGGCCCUGGAUUAGCCAUUGAUAACUCGCUGAAGAGCCCAGAGAGGCCGGAGUGUUUGCGUCUUUACACGCCUCCCUUCAUCUUGGCGCCAGUAAAGGACAAGCAGACGGAGCUGGGCGAGACGUUUGGUGAAGCAUCCCAAAAAUACAAUGUGCUGUUUGUGGGCUACUGUCUGUCCCACGACCAGCGGUGGCUUCUGGCUACGUGCACUGACCUGUAUGGGGAGCUCUUGGAGACCAGCAUCAUCAACAUCGACGUGCCCAACAGGGCCCGGAGGAAAAAAGGCUCCGUACGUCGACUGGGCCUCCAAAAGCUGUGGGAUUGGUGCUUGGGACUAGUGCAGAUGACAUCUGUUCCCUGGAGAGUGGUGAUUGGCCGCUUGGGCAGGAUGGGGCAUGGAGAGUUAAAAGACUGGAGCAUUUUAUUGAGCCGGAGGAACCUGCAAUCACUCAGUCGACGUCUGAAGGAAAUGUGUCGAAUGUGUGGAAUCUCCGCCUCCGACACUCCCAGCAUCCUCAGUGUGUGCUUGGUCGCCAUGGAGCCACAGGGAUCCUUCAUCAUCAUGCCAGACUCUGUGUCAACAGGCUCCGUGUUUGGCCGGAGCACCACCUUAAACAUGCAGACCUCACAGCUCAGCACCCCACAGGACACCUCCUGCACCCACAUCUUGGUGUUUCCCACCUCCGCCUCUCUCCAAGUGGCCAGCUCCAAUUACCCUAACAUCGACACCAACAUCGACAUUCUCAACCCCACCACCGAUGGGUCUGAUAUUGGGAUCUAUUGGGACCUGCUGGACCAGGAGAAUGAGUUGGACCCAGACAUCAUUAACAUCUCACCCACCACUUCACCAGUACACUCCCCCAGUCCUCAUUACCACCACGGAGUGGAUGGCAGUAAGGGUCAGAGCACAGACCGGAUGGAGUCUCAUGAAGAGGUUCCCAACCUCCUGCAGCAACCCCUGGCACUUGGCUACCUUGUCUCCACUGCGAAGGCCGGUCCACUGCCUGACUGGUUCUGGUCGGCUUGUCCGCAGGCUCAGAACCAGUGUCCGCUCUUCCUCAAGGCCUCUUUGCACCUCCACGUGUCUUCUGUGCAAUCAGACGAACUACUGCAUAGCAAGCACUCCCACCCCCUCGACUCCAAUCAGACCUCAGAUGUACUCAGAUUCGUGCUGGAGCAGUACAACGCUCUCUCCUGGCUAACAUGUGACCCAGCAACACAGGACCGAAGAUCAUGUCUGCCCAUUCACUUUGUGGUGCUCAACCAGAUGUACAACUUCAUCAUGACCAUGUUGUAACCAGCAGCCUGUUACGGGAGGGGUGGAGGAAGGAGGAGCUCUUCAGAGAGGAGCGCAGCAACCAGUCCUAUCGUGUGAGGAGGGCACCAGAGUACAGAGCUGGAUCCUGUACCCAGAUGGAGUAGCUGCUCCCAGCGCCUGGGGCUGUUACAGGCCCACAGUCCUGCCCCGCCAUCAUGAAGACUCAGUGGCAACAAGGGGGCAAAGAGGAGCUGGAAAGCCAGAAUCGGAGUUGCGAUUAAUGAACGUGCGAGAAUGACAUUUAUUGUCAUGGUAUGUAGCGUGGCAGCAGAGUCACUGGCCAGUCUGUAUUAGAGAGUUUAUCUGUAACGUUAUUGGAACAAAAGGGACAUAUUUGAUCUAGGAAAAACUCAAAAAUGGAUCUCUGGUUUUAAUACAAGAAAUUCCUUUUUAAGGCUUUAGAUGAAAUAGUAUCCAAAUGAAAUGCCUGCAUCUAUCUUAUUUAUUGUAAGUUUUUAAAUGUAUAAAUUGUCAUAUUUCUUACCUUCUUUUAUAUAUAAAAUGAAGGUUUAUAUCACCUUCCUGCUUUAAAGCAAUUGGUCUCAGAUAUAUGUAAUCGUCUUAAUAAGAGAAACCGGAAAAUAUCCCAGAAAAAUUAAAUAAAGUCCCAGUAGGUUGCUUUUAGAGUAUUAUUUUUUGUAAUGGAGACAGAAUAUUUGUAUUGUCACAAUGUACAGAAGAAUAAGAGUGAAGAAUUAUGUUCCAUGCCUUUGAGCAUGAAGGACUUACAGCAAAGCUGUAGCUACAGAGGACUUGUACAGCAAUGAACUUCACUGUGUUCAAAUAAAGAGGUACAUUGUU